CGCCCUCUAUCAGUAACCCACCGCACCUCCCAGGAGCUGGUCGGCCUGCGCUUUGACGACGACGCGCUGCACGCCAUCAACGCCGUCUCCUACUCAUCUGCCGUCUCCGCUUCCGCUUCCGCAUCAGCAUCAACAGCAGCAUCAGCAGCCCCGUCGGCUUCGCUUUCGCCACACCUCGCUCAGCAGCCUGCCUCCGCAACGCAAUCAGCAGCGUCGUCGCACCCAGCGCGCGCUGUCCAGACCCCUGCCGGCGCCAACCCUGCUGUGAGGCUGUCGCAAAUCCUCGCAGGCCAAGGCCGGGCCUCAAUGGACGACCCCCAUUCCAAUGGCAUGCGGAGUCCACGGCAGCGGUACAGUGAUGAAGGCAAAGAGGCAAAGGUGUUGAAGAAGAAGAGCGGCUUCUCGAGUCUGAUGUCUAGUUUGGUCGGCGCUCCGCGAAAACCGACCAUAUCAGCGCCAGAGAAUCCCGUGCAUGUGACGCACGUGGGCUACGAUCAAGAGACAGGCGAGUUCACUGGAUUGCCGAAAGAAUGGCAGCGAACAUUACAGGCCAAUGGCAUAACAGAACAGGAGCAGAAGAAGAAUCCCCAGGCUAUCAUCGAUGUUGUUACAUUCUUCAACGAGAACCAAGGUGACACGAGUAGUGACGACUGGACCUACCACAAAUUCGAUCAUGCCAAACCUCAGGACAGCCCCGGCCAGCUGGCCGCGCACAAUUAUCAGCAAGGGCUGAGUCCUACUGGAUACAUGAUGAGCCCUCCUGCCAGCCCACGCUUUCCAAAGAACGAUGGAGAGAGCUUCGAGAAUCCAAGAGCGCCUCCACCGGUGCCGCGAGGCAUGUCCACUGCCGGGAUGGGCGUGUCGAGCCCAGUCAGCCCACAAUCCAAUGGCGAUCUGCUUCCUAUGCGACCAGCGCCGAAAGCUCCAACCCAGUCUGCCAAUAUGGUCCCUCAGCGACCAGCUCCGCCUAUUCCCAGCCCUCACAGAGAUCAGCCCAGAGUCGAUGACGGCCUGCCUGCGGUGAAAUAUGCUCCUCCUACCGUGAGCGACAUUUCAUCCAAUACCCAACCACACAACAGAAGUCGUGCAAAUACUGGCCCCACGUACCAGAACCAGUCUCCCAUCUCGUCGCCCCACCAGUAUCAGCAGCAGCAGGAGCAGGCCAUGAAAGCGGCACAGCAAGUUCUCAAGCAACAAUCCCUGGAGCGAUCGCAGGUUGGGCCAGCUCCUAGGCCAAGACAGCGCCCUCGACAGUCCAUCACGAACGCCGAGGUAGUAUCGAAGCUCCAGCAUAUAUGUAAUACUGCCGACCCUACCAAGAAGUACCGAAACUUGAUCAAAAUUGGACAAGGUGCUAGUGGAGGAGUCUACACAGCAUUCGAAGUUGGCACCAACAAAUGUGUUGCUAUCAAGCAGAUGAACCUGGAGCAGCAGCCGAAGAAGGACCUGAUCAUCAACGAAAUUCUGGUUAUGAAAGACAGCAAGCACAAAAACAUUGUCAACUUUAUGGAUAGUUUCCUCGUGAAGGGAGAUUUGUGGGUUGUCAUGGAGUACAUGGAGGGAGGCAGCCUUACUGAUGUUGUGACCUUCAACAUGAUGUCGGAAGGACAAAUUUCGGCAGUGUGCAGAGAGACGCUGCACGGUCUUCAAUUUCUGCACUCCAAAGGCGUCAUUCACCGCGAUAUCAAAUCCGACAACAUCUUGCUGUCUAUGGAAGGCAGCAUCAAGCUCACCGACUUCGGCUUCUGCGCUCAGAUCAACGAAUCGCAUAUGAAACGCACGACUAUGGUCGGCACACCAUAUUGGAUGGCACCCGAAGUUGUGACGCGGAAAGAAUAUGGACGCAAGAUCGAUAUUUGGUCGCUCGGUAUCAUGGCUAUAGAGAUGAUCGAAGGCGAGCCACCAUACCUGACCGAGUCGCCGCUUCGAGCUCUAUACCUGAUCGCCACAAAUGGCACACCUACCAUCAAGGAGGAACACAAUUUGACACCGGUGUUCCGAGACUUUUUGCAUUUCGCACUCAAGGUUGAUCCAGAGAAGAGAGCAUCCGCGCACGAUCUCCUUAAGCAUGCAUUUAUUCAGACAGCGGAGCCACUUGCGACUCUCGCGCCACUGGUGAAAGCUGCGAGGCUCGCGAGAGCUGAAGAAAGAAAGAACAAGGGCAGUUAAGGCUCUAACACAAGAAAUCUGUGCCACCUGGCUGCGUGGCUCAUUGGUCCCAGGAUUUACUUUUCGUUUUAGCAUGAAGCAUAUCGACUGAGCGUUCGGCGUGUAAAUCAGUCCUUUCACGAGGCGCAAGGAUGUCGCACGUGAGAUUGCAGAUCAUAGGCGGAGUUGAUCUUGCAGAUGGAGUGAUCGAUGCGGUUACAGCACCCUGGACAACGCGGUCGCCAGGGAGCAAAGCGCAGAGGGAUGGCGUUGCAAAUCAUAAACAGCACGGAGUCAUGAUGGUACGAGGAGCGCCGGCGCAAAGUGCGGUUGACGAUUUCAAAAGGAGUUUCUUGGUAUAUCGGGAUCGUGAAAUAUUACUACAUCCCAGCCCGCCCAUUCAUGGCGAUGGACUGCGUGAGGCUCUUCUGCAUACAUAGCAGCGAAAUGACACCACUUAUAUACG
This is a messenger RNA of Pseudocercospora fijiensis CIRAD86, 2614 nucleotides long. RefSeq lists its product as uncharacterized. The record is from RefSeq and is a predicted model, not a curated record. The transcript has 4 exons. Bases 307 to 2169 code for a protein of 620 amino acids. Lineage: Eukaryota; Fungi; Ascomycota; Dothideomycetes; Mycosphaerellales; Mycosphaerellaceae. Gene Ontology annotation, molecular function: ATP binding; protein serine/threonine kinase activity. Gene Ontology annotation, biological process: protein phosphorylation; regulation of MAPK cascade; intracellular signal transduction. Gene Ontology annotation, cellular component: cytoplasm.